UUUUGGAACAUAAAUUUUCUUCUGUUACUUGUCGGGCUAGGUUGUCUGCUGCUUUGUUUCCUUGUCUGACUGCUUGAUCGAGAGAGAUGGGUGGGAGAAUGAUGGUGGUGGCGGCGAUCUUUAUGGUCGUCGCGGUUUCUUUGGCUGCCGGGUCGCCUGAUCGCCAUCAGAAAUGGUGGAAAUGGCCGUCUUCGGGCUCUGAUGGAGCCUCGUCGUCCUCGUCCUUGUCCCCGGUGUACAGCCGGGGUGGGCCAUCUUCGAUUGUUCUGCCGCUGUACGGCAACGUUUAUCCAAACGGAUUUUACUUUGCCCAAGUGGAUAUAGGGAAUCCUCCAAGGCCCUAUUUUGUUGAUCCUGAUACGGGAAGUGACCUUACAUGGCUUCAAUGCGACGCUCCUUGUGUCCAUUGCACAAGGGCACCUCACCCUUACUACAAGCCCAACAAUGACCUUGUGAUUUGCAAGGAUCCCCUUUGUGCCUCUUUGCAUUUGGGGGACUACACGUGUGAGGAUCCACAGCAAUGUGACUAUGAGGUUGAGUAUGCAGAUGGAGGUUCAUCCCUGGGUGUUUUGCUUAAUGAUGUUUUUCAUCUCAACCUCACCAAUGGUGUCAAGAUUAAGCCUCAUUUGGCUCUAGGGUGUGGAUAUGAUCAGGUACCAGGUACCUCGCACCAUCCUUUAGAUGGAAUACUUGGGCUUGGGAGAGGAAAAAGCAGCGUUGUAACACAGCUAUGGGGUCAGGGUCUGGUGCGAAAUGUAAUCGGUCACUGCUUGAGUGGGCGAGGAGGAGGCUAUCUCUUCUUGGGCGACGAGGUUUAUGAUGCCUCGCGUAUCACCUGGACACCUAUGUCACGAGACUUCACGAAGCACUACUCUCCGGGCCCUGCAGAGCUAACUUUUGGUGGUAAAAGUACUGGGGCUAAGAAUAUGGUUGUAGUGUUUGAUAGUGGAAGCUCUUACAGCUAUUUCACUUCCCAACCAUAUGAAGCUUUUCUGUAUUCAGUGGUGAAAGAACUGAGAGGAAAGCCGUUGAGAGAAGCUAGGGAUGACCCUACCCUACCUUUCUGCUGGAAGGGCAGGAAGCCUUUCAGAAGCAUCAGUGAUGUGAAGAAAUACUUCAAGCCCUUUGCACUCAGCUUUGCCAAUGGAUGGAGAUCCAGAACUCUCUUCGAGAUUUCUCCAGAAUCCUAUCUCAUCAUCUCUUCUAUGGGCAGUGUUUGUCUGGGAGUUCUGAACGGAACAGAAGCAGGACUGCACACCUACAACCUUAUCGGAGAUGUGUCGAUGCAGGAUAAAAUGGUGAUUUACGACAAUGAGAAGAGCGCUAUAGGUUGGACGCGCGCGAACUGCGAUCGCCCUCCGGCACCCAACCUUGUUUUCAUUUGAACAAAUUAAACAAUAAUUUAGGCUUCAUUGUCGGAUCUGUAGGCUAUAUAUAGCAUUUAUCAUAUCGUAAAAGGUGCGCUGCAUUAAAAUGUAUGUACACUACUUCAGUAAUAUGAUUGCAGACAUGCCUGCAUCUUCCUAACAAUCUUUCAUCUUCUUCUUCUCUUCUUUUUGGUUUAUAAAUUAAAGAAUGAAUUGAACUGAA
Ipomoea triloba (trilobed morning glory) is the source of this 1590-nucleotide messenger RNA. Its product is annotated as aspartic proteinase Asp1. Bases 87 to 1385 code for a protein of 432 amino acids. NCBI's taxonomy places the organism in Eukaryota, Viridiplantae, Streptophyta, Magnoliopsida, Solanales, Convolvulaceae. Gene Ontology annotation, biological process: proteolysis. The transcript has 8 exons. Gene Ontology annotation, molecular function: aspartic-type endopeptidase activity. The record is from RefSeq and is a predicted model, not a curated record.